Micropterus salmoides (largemouth bass) is the source of this 5469-nucleotide messenger RNA. Its product is annotated as trichohyalin-like. Lineage: Eukaryota; Metazoa; Chordata; Actinopteri; Centrarchiformes; Centrarchidae. The record is from RefSeq and is a predicted model, not a curated record. The transcript is spliced from 10 exons. The coding region runs from base 176 to 4519 and encodes 1447 amino acids.
CUGACGUCUACAUAUCGCGAAUGACUUGGAGAAAAAAAAGCACUUUUGACAACAGCUCAGCAGGCGAGACUGCGGAAAAACUGUGGGACAAGUGUCUUUUGUAACUUCUUCCCGCUUCCUUCCUUCCAUCCUCCCCCCACCUGCAUGACUGCGUGAAGACAAAAGCGAAUCAGUUAUGGAGAGCUCCGUUAAGGGAUCCCUGGCUGGUGGCACAUCAAAACCCAAGCCAGCUCUGGCCCCCAAACCUCUGCUCACUCCCAAGCCCUUCUCUCUGCAGAAGAACUCCACCAUUCGCUCCAUCUAUGCCCCAAGGGUGGUCUUUGCAGCCUCUAAGACAACAAAAGAGCAGGCUGAAAAAUAUGAGGCCGGAGGUGUCCCAAAACCGACUUUGACCCCCCCGGCCCAGCAACCCCCCAAACAACCCACCACCUCUGAUUCCAAACCCAGCUCUGUAAGUGCUGCCGCCAAACAUCAGGCAAAAACAACCAAAGACAGUAAAGCACAUGGAGAGAAUAUUCUUGAUUCUAGUGUCAGAAAGUCUGAGCCAGCCGCACAAACCGCCCCACCCAAAGAGACACCAACGGCCGAGCCAAUCCAGAAAGUCAGUGCCAUCCAAACAAACCACAAAGCACCCGUAGAUAUCGUAGCUAACCCAGAACAGAAAGACAGAAAAACUAAAGAAGAUGAAACAAACAACACUUCUGUCGUCCAAAAGCUUGAAGAAACAGGAAGUGAGUUCUCCACAGCCAAUCCAGCAAACAGAUGGAGCGGCACCAGGAAGCGCCUGCCCGCAGAGCUCACCUCGAAGUUUGAGUCCGGUGGCCUACCUCUGCCCCCCCAGCCAAGUAUAACCAGCUAUACAACCAGCGCCAAAGACAACACAAACAAGCCAGAGUCCUCAGAUCCAGAGCAAAGCCAGACCACAGCCGAGCCGUCAAACAGAGAGAGUGAUGCAGGUGGAAUGAAGGAGGAUUUCGGUGAAGGAGGCAGCAUAAAACGCAGAAUCAGUCUUCUGUUUGACUCAUCAUCGAGGCCAGAGGUCAUAACAAAGACAGAGGAGCCAGAAGUGAUAAAUGGUACAGGAGGUGUAAAAGAGAAAAUCAAAAACUGGGUCACGGAAAAGGGUCUGAAGACCGAGAAGAAGCCUCAGGUUGUGCCCCGAAUUCGCUCUAAGAGCUUUGAGCCAGCGACUGCUCCAACAGUGGAGAAAACACCCAAAAGGCCACCUGUUGAACCUCCUGCAACCGGGACAUCGUCCAGUCAGGCGGUAGAUCCUCCUUCAAAGGUCUCAGCUGCUGAACAACCCACAGAGACCCCAAUGGAAACAUGUAAAGAUGCUCUUACAGGAGAUACGUCAUUGAAAAUCUCAAGAGAGACUCCAGGAGCGCAUAUACAGAUCAAGUCAACAGAGGGUGAUGUCCCACUACACAAUCACAUCCCAUCUAUGAGCCACACUGCCACUGAUAAGGAAGACGUAGCUUCGAGUGAAAUUGCUCAGCAUGCUCCAAAGAGGGACAAUGUCAAACGGCGCUCUGUUCGCUUUGGUGUUGUGGAGAGAGAUGAUGGUGCUCCUCCUAUCAUCCUGGGCUCACCGUCUGAUUCCAGCACAGAAGAAGAAGACAACGCUUCUGAGGAUGAAGCUGAGGAGGCCAUCCCUGUUUCAGUGCCUGUCUACAGAAGAGUUCUUCAGAAGAAGGACGAUGAGGCGCAAGACCAAGAGAAACGACUGAAACAUUUGGAAUUUGAAAAAAGGAGAACAGAGCAGAUUGAACAGGCGAAAGUUCAGUUAGAAGAGGAGCGGAAACGAAAAGAAGAAGAAGAAGAAAGGGAGAAAGAAAAGGCCAGGAAGAAAGAAGAGAAGGACAGGGAAAGCGAGAGGCUGCAGGAGGAAGAAAUGGAGAGGCAGAGGAAGGAGGAAUGUGAGAGAGAACGGUUGAAAGAAGAGGAGAGGGAAAGAGAAAGGCUAAGAGAAGAAGAGAUGGAGAGAGAAAGACGGAUGGAGUUGAUGCGGCAGAGGCAGAGAGAAGAGGAAAGAGAGAGGGCGAAACAGAAAGAGGAGAGACUUAAACAAGAUCUGGAGGAGAGGGAAAAAGAGAAAUUAAAGAAGAAGGAGGAGGAGAGGAAAGAGGAGAGACUGAGAGAGGAAAGAGAAAGACAGAGGCUGAGAGAAGAGGAGAAGACAUCGAGUCAGGGGCAGGCGGAGUGCAGAGUGGAGGGAAAACUGGGAGAAGCAGGAAUGAAUAAAGAGGAGCAAAAAGAGGAGGAGUGGGGAAAAAAGUGGGUGAACAAGACAGAGAGGUUGAGAGGAGAAGAAGAAGAGAGGGAAAAGGAGAAAGAGUUGGAGUUGAUGUGGCAGAGAAAGAAAGAGGAGGACGGGGAAAGGGCGAGACAGAAAGAGGAGAGACUCAGGCAAGAGGAGAGUGAGAAAGAAAGAUUAAGAGAGGAGGCAGAGGAAAGAGAAAAGGAGAGGCAAAAGAGGCUGGAAGAGCAGCAGAAAAAAGAAGAAGAAAUGGAGAGAAUGAGGAAACUGGAGAAACAGAGGGAGGAGGAGAGGAGGGAAGAGGAAAGGAGGAGGCAGAAAGAACGAGAAAGAGUGGAAGAGCUGGAGAGAAAACAGCAAGAGGAAAAAAAGCGAGCCCAAAAACUGGAAGAGGAGAGACUCAGACAAGAGAAGAGGGAGAAAGAAAGAUUAAGAGAGGAGGCAGAGGAAAGAGAAAAGGAGAGGCAAAAGAGGAUGCAAGAGCAGCAGAAAAAAGAAGAAGAGAUGGAGAGAAUGAGGAAACUGGAGAAACAGAGGGAGGAGGAGAGGAGGGAAGAGGAAAGGAGGAGGCAGAAAGAACGAGAAAGAGUGGAAGAGCUGGAGAGAAAACAGCAAGAGGAAAGAAAGCGAGCCCAAGAACUGGAAGAGGAGAGACUCAGACAAGAGGAGAGGGAGAAAGAAAGAUUAAGAGAGGAGGCAGAGGAAAGAGAAAAGGAGAGGCAAAAGAGGAUGCAAGAGCAGCAGAAAAAAGAAGAAGAGAUGGAGAGAAUGAGGAAACUGGAGAAACAGAGGGAGGAGGAGAGGAGGGAAGAAGAAAGGAGGAGGCAGAAAGAACGAGAAAGAGUAGAAGAGCUUGAGAGAAAACUGCAAGAGGAAAAAAAGCGAGCCCAAGAACUGGAAGAAAAGCUGAGAAUGGAGGAAGAGAGAAAAAGGGAUGGGCUGACCAGUAGGGAACCAGAGAGUGUGGUGCACGAAGCAGAGCCAAAUUUAAUCAGCUUUGACUCUGAAGAUGUGCCUCUGAAGUCAGAGUCACUAUAUCCCCCCCUAGCAAAAACCCAUGAGUCCACAGAGAGUCAAAUCGAAGUCCUUUAUGACGACUUCUCCGUCAGGCCGCCUCUGAUCGAUGUGGAUUUUGACGAUUUUUCAGUCAAACCAUUGAGAUGGGGCUCACAGGCUAAAGUACAAACUACUCCAGUCAUUCAGAGUGGGGUAUCUGACCCUGUGAAAAAAGAGGAAAUGGAAGUGCUGGUGCCUGUGGAUGUCAGCCGCUGGGAAAAUAAAGUGCCAGAGCAGGUGAAAAAAACAGACAGCCCAGAGCCCAUUUUAGCCCAGGAAAGUCCAGAGGAGGAGGAGGAGGAGGAGGAGGAAAGGCCGGAGGACCAACAGCUCAUCUCCAUCGAGGUGGAGGAAGAGGAGAUGGAGACGGAGAGGGAGGAAGAGGAGGAGACACAGGAGGAUGAAGUCAAAGAAGAAACGAAACAGGCACAGGUUAACAGUUAUUGCACAAACGAUGAAAACAAAGACACUGUUGCCUUGAUUGACGACGAGCCAGGCCAGCAGAAUGAGGCCUGUGAACGGACAUCUGGAAGUGACAGUCCAAAGCCCGUCCCUGACCAAGUUCCUGAAGGCUCCUCUGAAGACCUUGAUACCACUGACCUUCACAGGGAGGAAGAAAUGGCUCCAUUCCCUGAGAGCUCCACCCCUCUCCUCGACACCAGCGCACAGAAACUAAAGGCAGAUCUGGGUAAGAGGCGAAUUCGGACGCGUCCAUCGCGUUCCUUUCGUGCAGGUCUGUGUCCAACGGAAAGCCCGGACUGGAGGACCCAUGACUCCACAGUGUUUUUAGAUAAAACGGAGGCAUCUACUAAGCAAAGGGAGUCAGACUCUGAGGAGGAGCAGCCUAAACCGAAGAUAGUCUGUUCUCCGCCUCCCACCACUCAGAGAGUCCCCAUGUUCCCAGGUUUGAGCCCUGCAGCCUUGAUUGCUCAGUUAAAAAGGAGAACAGGUGGAGGAGGAGCUGGAGGAGGAGAGGAAAUGGAAGAAGACAAGGCAAGACGAGAGGAGGAAAGUCAAAAGGAGGAAGUGGCACCAUCUCCCACCCAGCUGCCCCGCUCUCCUCGCGCCCCCGCUCAUCUUGCUGGGGCUGCACUAGUGCUGCCACCCUUAGGCGGCACGGAUGGAGGUGCCGUUUCCUCUCCCGCUUGGCUGAAAGAACUGAAGUCUAAGAAGCGCCUGAGUCAGUAUGACAGCGAGACUUAGCCUGACACAGAAGACACUGUGCCGUUGCUGUUCAGCAAGAAUCGAUCCAUCCAGCUGCUGCAGCUGAGAGACACCUUGCCAUGAUUACUCCAUUUUACACUUUGAGUGCCUUAUUUUGGACCUUUACUGAGAUAUUCAGGAGAGGAAAUCUGGCUUCUGCUGAACAUAGAGGCCAUCAAGAACUUGUCCAUCUUGUAAAUGGAAUAUGGUGCCAAGGAUAUGUGCCAAGACUGAUGUGUUAAUGCCAACUACAUGUUUAAUCUACUGUUGUACAGCAGCUCAAUGGAUACCACAAUGUAAUUUAGAGCAAAUCCAUGGACUGUCUUAUGUUGAAAAGUGUAUGUCCAUCAUAUACUGACAGGGAAUGAUGACACUUCAGGGUAUCUACCUACCUACACACACACACACACACACAUAAAUGUACAGAAAACACUGAAUAUAAAUAAUCGAUUGCACCGUGUGUAUUUAGUUUGAAUUGUACAAAAGGCCUACCUUUACCUUUCCAAUGACAGAUAAUCCCAAGUAAGCCUUUAAGCACUUUAAGAAAUCACCAUCCAUUUAGUACAUCUAAGCAAUAAAAUAAUCAGGAACCUACCUGUAGUAACAUGAUCAUCAGGAAUUUUUCUUUUUGUUAUGCCGUGAGUGUCUGUCUUCUCUUUAAAGUAAGGUUAAAGAUGCACUUCCUGGUUUUAUUAAAACUCCCAAUAGCUGGUCAGAACAUCAGGAGUGAGCUGGGAGGAAAUUCUGGAUGUGCCAUAUCAGAAUCAGGAAGUGGUGUUUUGCAAGAUCUUAAACCCAGAAAAAUGCAUUAAUCUACUGUAGAUUUUUGUAUGUGCCUUUUUAAUGUUAAAUAAUUACUGUCAUCAAUGCUGUAGUCAUCUAUGAUCAACAUAUUGCAUGAUAUGAGGAAAUUGAGGGAAUUUUAUUAAAACUUUUUCUAUGAACUGUAA